Fomitopsis serialis is the source of this 1183-nucleotide messenger RNA. RefSeq names its product peroxisomal dehydratase. The record is from RefSeq and is a predicted model, not a curated record. The coding region runs from base 119 to 1114 and encodes 331 amino acids. Lineage: Eukaryota; Fungi; Basidiomycota; Agaricomycetes; Polyporales; Fomitopsidaceae. Gene Ontology annotation, cellular component: peroxisome. The transcript is spliced from 8 exons.
AUCAUGUGGGUCCGGUAUGGAUUCGCUCGUCCUCCCCCCGAUGCCCGAGACAAAUUCCACGGGCCAUAUAAACGCGUGAACUACUUCCCAUCCCCGCACAACUCACCAACUAUCCACAAUGUCGGGAGUCGACCUAGCCAAAGCCGUCGGGUACCAGCAAGAGGACAAGCCUGUUGCCUGGAACCAAAGGGACUUGCUGGUCUACGCAGUUGGUAUUGGCGCGAAGAAGGAUGACCUUUCUUUGGCGAACGAACUUGACAAGGCAUGGGCGCCGUUCCCGACGUACCCCGUCGUUCUUGGCUUCAAGGGCACGAGUCAGGACGUCGUCGACUUCCGGCAGCUCAUGGCGGGCGGGAAGUCAACGCCAGGCCUGCCGAAGCUGAACCCGGAUCGCGUGGUGCAUGCUUCACAAAGCAUUGAGAUCCUCAAGCCACUUCCGGCAGUGAGUGGGUCCGGAUGGAAGCUGAAGAGGCGUGUCACCGGCGUCACGGAGAACAGUGAGCAUUGGCAAUGGGAUCCCAGAUCCUUCAGCUCUGACGAUGCCGCAGAAACUGGCCUGCUCGUCGAGGAUGAGACUGUCCUCGUCGACGGGCAAGGGACACCCUACGCGAAGCUCUACUCUGCCGCGUUCAACCUUGGCGCACGGCCUACAGGCGCGAACUUCUCCAAGCGCAUCGCAGGCCCUCCGCAAGCGAAGCCCGUCCCGAAGGACAGGAAGCCCGACUGGGUCAUCCAAGACCAAACUACCCCCGAGCAAGCUAUACUCUACCGGCUCAGCGGCGACUACAACAUGAUGCACAUCGACCCGAAGAUCGGCCAGGCGUCCGGCUUCGGCGGGGUGAUUCUGCACGGCCUGGCGACGUACGGCUUCGCCGCGCGCGCCCUCGUGAGUGCAAUCGGCGGGAACGAUCCGAAGUCGCUGCGUUUCUUCGCGCUGCGCUUCACCGCGCCCGUCAAGCCGGGCGAUGCGCUCGAGACUGCGGUCUGGGAGGUGGGCCCUGGCCCCGAUGGGACGACGGAGGUGACUUUCAUCACGAAGGAUGUGACCACUGGGAAGGUUUGCCUCGGUGCUGGGGUUGCGUACAUCAAGAAGUUGGAGAAGGGGAAGCUGUGAAAGUUGGUCAAUAUUGUUGUUCGCUGUACCUGUUAUUGGAGUAUUCCUAUAAUGGUGUGUUUUGACUGA